Nicotiana tabacum (common tobacco) is the source of this 862-nucleotide messenger RNA. NCBI's taxonomy places the organism in Eukaryota, Viridiplantae, Streptophyta, Magnoliopsida, Solanales, Solanaceae. The record is from RefSeq and is a predicted model, not a curated record.
UUGGUCAGCUACCGUAAACUGACCAAUGACUCCGAUCCACCAAACCUCAUUCAACAAAAAGAAAGUACAAAUUAUAAAUAUCUAAUGAAGCUAGUACGUACUACUCUUACCAAAAGGGAUCGUAAAGAAAACUAAGCACCUACAACUAGUACUCUUUGCUUUCUUCUCUUGAUCAAUUUUUUUUCCGUAGAAGAUGGCCGUUGCAACAAAGUUGUGCCUCAAUCUCUCCCCUCAACCUCCACCUUCUAACUUUAUUCCUCCACCUUCAAAGACUACUCAAGUUUCUUGCAGGCAACGAAAAGAAGGAUCAUGGAAAAGCCAAUGUGUAUUAGGGAUGGCAUGUAUAGUAAUUGGAUUAGAAUUAGACAGCUCAAUAUUAGUAAAUCAAGAAAUUAGUGCUAUCGCCGGGGAUAUGCAAUUACAAAUUAUUGCCGGAAAACCAGCACAGAAAUGGAGCGAGAAAAGAUCGUGCCCGCCGUGGAACGGGAACUCUUUAGAAACCAUCGUGCCGGAGAACUUACCGAGGCCGGUGACUCGCCGGAGAUGGGAAACCGUUGAUUAUACUACUACUCAAUCUGCACCAGAAGUAAAGUUGGUGACAAAAUUUAGUAAAGGAUGCUUCACUAUGUGAACAUAUUAAAGGUUAAUGUACAGUCAAGGGAGUUGGGUAUAGGGUAAAGGGUUCAAUUCAAUUCCCUCGAAAUAGACUAUUGAAUCCCUGUGACAUAAAAAACAAGUUCAAAUUUCAGCUGUAGCAUUGUUUUUAGAAUCCUCUUAUAUAAACUUCUUGGCCCCGCCAAUAGCUAUUUAAUUACCGUGUAUAUUGAAGAAUGCUAAUAAAAUAUUUGUGGUCUUAAUUUGU